GAACGCCCCGCCCCGAUGAGCGUGGCGGAAGUAGCUUGCUCGGGCUGGGAGCCGCGCGCCACUCGGCCGAGCGCGCAUGCGCCGAUACCGCGAAUGCUGGGGGUGUCGGUAGCGCUAACUCCUCAGUCUCCGCAACCCCCGCCCACGCCAUCUUGCACCCCCCUAUGCCCCCCGCCACACUGCCGAGUCACCUUUUGCCUUUCUACACUCCACACUCUCUGCCCCCCACCCCGCCCCUUUCCAAGCGUGUCCCGGGCCGCAGCACAGAAACCGCACCAUCUCCACCCCCACAUUCUCCACGCAGGAAGCGCAGCCGUGCCUACAAGGGUUCUUAAAGCAGAGAUGAAUAAUACUGCAGCUAGUCCAAUGGCUUCUGCAACUUCAAGUAGUGGAAGGAGUACGGGGAAGCCUAUAAGCUUUGCAGCAGAGUUACAGAGUAUGAUGUAUUCUUUAGGUGAUGCUAGAAGGCCUCUUCAUGAAACAGCAGUUUUGGUUGAAGAUGUGGUACACACUCAGUUAAUUAAUCUGUUACAGCAAGCUGCUGAAGUUUCUCAGCUGCGUGGAGCAAGAGUUAUCACUCCUGAAGAUCUUCUGUUUUUGAUGCGCAAAGAUAAGAAAAAACUUAGAAGAUUGCUAAAAUACAUGUUUAUCCGAGACUACAAAUCAAAGAUUGUCAAAGGCAUCGAUGAGGAUGAACUUCUUGAAGACAAAUUGAGUGGCAGCAAUAAUGCGAACAAAAGACAAAAAAUUGCUCAAGACUUCCUCAACUCUAUUGACCAGACAGGAGAACUUUUAGCAAUGUUUGAAGAUGACGAAAUUGAUGAAGUUAAACAAGAAAGAAUGGAGAGAGCAGAGAGACAAACUCGAAUUAUGGAUUCAGCUCAAUAUGCAGAAUUCUGUGAAAGUCGACAAUUAAGUUUCUCCAAAAAAGCUUCCAAAUUCCGAGACUGGUUGGACUGCAGCAGUAUGGAGAUAAAACCCAACGUUGUCGCUAUGGAAAUUUUAGCAUAUUUAGCGUAUGAAACUGUGGCACAGUUAGUGGAUCUGGCUCUUCUUGUGAGGCAAGACAUGGUAACUAAGGCAGGGGACCCCUUCAGCCAUGCCAUUUCUGCAACCUUCAUUCAGUAUCACAACUCUGCUGAGAGCACUGCAGCCUGUGGUGUUGAGGCUCACAGCAAUGCCAUCCAGCCCUGCCACAUCAGAGAGGCCAUUCGACGCUACAGCCACAAGAUUGGCCCACUUUCCCCAUUCACAAAUGCCUACCGCAGGAAUGGGAUGGCCUUUCUAGCCUGCUGAUGUGACAACUGUGAUGUGCCUGAAGCAACAGGAAAGGCGAUGUUAUAUUAAGGUGAUUUCUUGAAAACAAAAUAAAAUACAAAUUUACCUUUCUCCCAACCAAGGGAGUGGGCUGGUUUGUUGUGACUAUCA
Sapajus apella (tufted capuchin) is the source of this 1428-nucleotide messenger RNA. It is a transcript of the gene SUPT3H, whose product is annotated as SPT3 homolog, SAGA and STAGA complex component. Gene Ontology annotation, molecular function: transcription coactivator activity; protein heterodimerization activity. The record is from RefSeq and is a predicted model, not a curated record. Gene Ontology annotation, biological process: transcription by RNA polymerase II. NCBI's taxonomy places the organism in Eukaryota, Metazoa, Chordata, Mammalia, Primates, Cebidae.